AUGGAGCAUUUCCAAGCCGCUCAGCAUGUACGAUCAUUGCAUGAUAAAUCUCAAGAAUGCCUAUGCGAUCUGACAGCUCAAAUUGGCCUGUCCGAUUUGAAACUUCCGCAAAAUCUGUCUAGCACAGAAAGGGACUACAUGGAGAAGUACAUUCUGGCCCAAUUCCGCAAACAUGCCAUUCUUAUCCACUUAGCCAAGUACCAGGACAAGAUUAACCCUAUUUGGAGCUCACAAUGGCAUGGAGGAUGGCUGGUUACAAAAGUCGUGUUCAAUAGUGCAAACGACCAUGCCCGUAUUAUUUCCACCCAUGUUGCACAAUAUAACGAGCUUGUCAACUGCCUUGAGCGUUCUGUUAGGCCAUCCUGGCUCCCGGACUCUUUGAAACACGCCAAAAUGAAUGUCAAGGAGCUGCUUAACAUGGAUCCCAGUGAUGAACAGUGGACAAAGAUGUGGGAGAGCCUGUGGGAUUCCAACUGGAACUUGGACGAGAAACCACCAGCUUUUAUCGUCAACCAACAGGUUCACCAUGGCAUAGUAGUGGUGCUAUCGCUCGCUCAUAUUGAGGAGGAAAAGCUUAGGCUCGCUUGA
Messenger RNA from Cantharellus anzutake, 588 nucleotides. RefSeq lists its product as uncharacterized. The transcript is spliced from 2 exons. The coding region runs from base 1 to 588 and encodes 195 amino acids. The record is from RefSeq and is a predicted model, not a curated record. NCBI's taxonomy places the organism in Eukaryota, Fungi, Basidiomycota, Agaricomycetes, Cantharellales, Hydnaceae.